GCGGCUCCUGCGCCUGCGUCCCCGGUUUCCAGCCUCACUUUCCCCCCCCGCGACCGGUCUUGCCGCCCGACCCCGCCGCCAGGAGCGAGCCGAGCCGAGGCUCCGACCAUGAAGGCGCUGUCGCCUCCCGUGGGGCCGGACCGCCCGGCCGUCCUGUCCCUGGAGAACCGCCUCCUGCCCCCGGGUCCUCGCCUGUUGCCCUCCAGCCUGGCCAGCGCCGACGGCGGCCGGCCCCUGCCCCUGCCCGCCUUGGUCCAGGCCGCCCUGCGCGGGCCCGACACGCGCAACUCUCUUCUCCCGCGGAGCGGAGCGACGGCUCCCCUCUGGUGCCGCUCCGCAGGCCCCUCCAGCAUCCCACCCCCCGGCGCCCCCAUUCAGGACCCUGGAGUCCACCCUGUUGCAGAGGAGACAGCGGCAUCUGGCGAGUCGCUGCCUCGAUACAGUCUCAGUCUGGAGGAGGAGGAGGAGGAGAAGGAAGAGGAGGAGGGAGAGGAAGGAGUUGAAGGGGAGCGGCAGCCCGAAGCGCCGACUGAGGACUCGGACCAGACCCUUCAGAAGCAGAAGCUGGCCCUGCUGACCCUCCUGUGCAGCUCUCUGGUCUCGGGGGGCACCCUGGGAACUGCGGGGGACCCCACGCGGGAAGCUUUGCUGCGUGUCUGCACUGACCUUGCCCUGAAGGAACCCGAGUUCAUCCUCAAGGCAGCCUUGUACACCAGGCAGGAGCUGAAUGUCCGUGUCUCGGCGAACCUACUGUUGGCCAUUGCCGCCUUCCUGCCCGCCUGCCGCCCCCACGUGCGCCGCUAUUUCUCCGCCAGCGUCAGAUUGCCCUCCGACUGGAUCCAGGUGGCCCGGCUCUUCCAGAGUUUGGCAGGCGACCCUCGGGGCAAGCUGGUCCCCCUGCCAGCCUGUCUCCGAGCUGCGAUGGCCGACAAGUUCACCCAGUUUGAUCAGUACCAGCUGCGCAAAUACCUGCCCCGCGCCCACUGUGCCAAAAGCCGCCAUCGGGCCCCCCGCCACUUGAAAUCUAAGCCACCAUCCGCUCAGGCCUGGAGGAAGGUGGGGUUUCUGAUGCAGAAGUUCGGGAAAAAGCAGAGCGAGUUCGAGGCGACGGCGGGUGGCCCAGGCGUGCGGAAGAAAGCGCCUCGGGAGCAGUUCACCCUGAAGAAGCUGGUGCAGCGCCUGCACCUCCGGGAGCCGGCAGAGCAUGUUUGGGCAUUGCUGGGCUACAGGUACCCCUUGGAUCUGCAGUCCUUCUCCCGCAGCCGCCUGCCGGGCCCCUGGGACCCCCACCGUGCUGGGACUCGCAUGAAGCUGCCUCCGCUGGACACAUGGGAGCGGGAGCUGAGCUGCCACGGGAACACGGGGUCCUCCUGGGAGCGGAUCAUCGACAGUGGACAGCUGCCCUACAUGGCCCUGCUGAGAAAUCUGCGGAACGUGCUUCGGGCUGGGGUCAGCGCUGGACACCACGAGCUCCUCCUGAGGCGGCUAGGACACGCGGAGUCUGUGAUCCGGAGUCGCCAGUUCCCCUUCCGCUUCCUGUCAGCUUACAAAGUGAUCACCGACCUGGAGAGCCAGCUGGAGCUGAAUGAAAAGCCGCCCCCCUCCAAUGCGGCCCUGCUGCGGAAGCUCUUCCCCGUCCAUUUCCGGUGGGUCCGAAACCGUCGAAAACUGCGGGCCGCCCUGGCGAUGCCGGUGCUGUUCGAGCAACUGCAGCGAGAGAAAGCGCGCCUGCGCAAGGCCAGGCUGCUACGGAGCGACAAAGCCACACUGGCACGGUACCGCGACACCCUCCAGGCGGCCAUGGAGCUGUCCGUGCGGCACACGCUACCCCCACUGCUGGGCCGGACUUUGGUCAUCUGCUGGACAGGCUACAGCUCGCUCUUGGCCCUCCCCAAGGGGGCCGAGGUCUGCUGCCCCAGACCGGAGGGAAACCGGUCUGAACCCAUUACAAUCCUGGAAGCCGGACUGCUGCUGGCCGUGAUGGUGACGGCCCGGGCGGAGUGGGCCCGAGUUUUGCUCUGUGCAGAGUGUGCCUUCAGCGAGGAAGAGGUCGGGCCAGGGAAGUCUGUCCUGGACUCGGUACUCCAGCUCCAAGCCAAGGCUCAGGCCUUGCCGAACGGAAACGAGCCGGGCCCCAGACAGGCCGCCUCCUACCUGAUGGAUUUAGUCACGCAGCAGAUGCAGGUGAACACAGUCCUCUCCUUCGGGCUCCUCCAAGACCCGGAGUUUGAGGCCGCGCAGCAGCUGGUGUGGCAGCGGUUGAAUCCAUCCUGUCUGUUCGUCAGUGUGGACUUGGCUGGGAAGGGCCAGAGGUCACCCAGCGACAAUCCCAAUGACGUGAGACUGAACGGCUGUAGUGACCAACUACUCAAGUUCAUUGCAGAGCGCGGGGCCUCCCGCCUGCUGGACCACGUGGGCCAUAUAGACGAGGCCUUCCAACUUCCUUCGCCCCGUAGUGGGGACCAGCGCCGCCCCCGCCCGCCCCUGGAGGACAGCAUUCCGGGGCCCCUGCCCCCCGCCGGCCAGCACAGCUGGCGCAGUGUCCGGCUCUUCGUCUCAUCCACGUUCCGGGACAUGCAAGCUGAGCGGGAUCUUCUGCUGCGCGCCGUGCUCCCCGCCCUGCAGGCCCGAGCCGCCGCCCACCGCCUGCGCCUGCGGCUCAUCGACCUGCGUUGGGGGGUUCCGGAGGAGGAGCAGCUGCGGGGCAGGCAGCUGGAGCUGUGCCUGGGCGAGGUGCACAACUCUCAGCUGCUUGUGGCGAUGCUCGGCACCCGCUACGGCCACGUCCCCAGCACCUACAGCCUCCCGGCCCUGCCGCAUUUCCACUGGGCUCAGGAUUACCCCGCCGGGCGCUCGGUGACGGAGAUGGAGGUGAUGCAGUUCCUGAGUGUCCCCCAGCGGGCCCCCGCCGCCUUCGUCUACCUGCGGGAUCCAGACUUCCUCAGCUUGGUGCCAGAUGCUUGGAGAGAAGACUUUGCUCCCGAAUCGGAGGAGGCGGCGCGUCGGGUCUCCGAGCUGAAGAGUCACCUGGAGAGGCGGAAAGGGGUGACCUGCCGCAGGUACCCGUGCAUGUGGGGUGGCACGGCUGGGGGGCGACCAGUCGUGUCCGGCCUGGAGCAGUUCGGGCAGAUGAUCCUGAGGGACAUGUGGAUGGCCCUUCAACGGCUCUUCCUGCAGCCAGAGUCAGGGUUGGAUGGCCAGCGCCCAGCCGACACUGACCCCGUCAAAGCCGAGGACACCUUGCAGAAUGCCUUCCAGCAGCUGCAGAGUCCGCCCAGCCCAGCCCGGCCCGGCCUCCUCCAGGACACUGUCCGGCGGCUGCGGCGCCAUAAGGGGGUGCUGAGUGUGGUCAGCGGAGAGCCCGGCCAGGGCAAGACAGCCUUCCUGGCAUCUCUGGUGUCGGCGCUGCAGGCCCCAAGGCAGGGGGAUGCUGCCCCACCGCUCCCCAUUUUCUUCCAUUUUGCGGGAGCCCGGCCUGACCACCGUCGCCUAUCUGUGAUGCUGCGCCGGCUCCAUGCCCACCUGAGCCGCCUGCUGGGCCGCACUGUUCCGCCCCCCUCGGGCUACCGGGCCCUGCUGUGGUCAGUCCAGAUGCUGUUGCCGGAGGCUGCCGAGGCUCUGCCCCCAGGCCAGACUCUGGUCUUGGUCAUCGAUGGGGCCGAUCGACUGGAAGAACGGAGUGGUCGACUGAGUGCAGACUGGAUUCCUGAGACCCUGCCCCAGCGGGUGCACGUGGUGCUGAGCCUGGCGGCCCCAGACCCAGAAGACUCAGCACUCGGAGUGACCCUGCUGCGCCGCCUGGACGCUCAUGCUGUGGCCUUGGGGCCUCUGGAGCCGGCAGCCCGGGCGCGCCUCGUCAGGGAGGAGCUUUCACUGUAUGGAAAGCGGCUCGAGGAGUCGCCUUUCAACAACCAGAUGCGGCUGCUGCUACUGAAGCGUGGGGCGGGGCUGCCUCUCUACCUGACUCUGGCUGCCGACCAUCUUCGGCUGCAUGCCGUGUUUGAGCAGGUGUCCGAACGCCUCCGGACUCUGCCGGCCACGCUGCCCCUGCUGCUGCAGCACCUGCUGGGAGACCUGGAGCGGGAACUGGGGCCAGUGGUGCACCGUGCCUUGGCUGCUCUCCGGAUCACCCGCAGUGGGCUGACGGUGGAGGAGCUGCAUGGAAUCCUAAGCGCCUGGGCCGCGCUGCCCCAGGGGGCCGGGGGCUGGGCUGAGGCCAUGGCUGCGGGCAGCAAUGGGGAGCCCCUCCCUCUGGGUCCCUUCACCUAUCUCGUCCGCAGCUUGCGCAGCCUGCAGGGCACGGGGCUGCUGGAGGCCCCCGGGACCCGGCUGUGUCUGCCACCCGGACCGCUCAGAACGGCAGCUGAGCAACGGGCCCGCAGGGAGACUGGGCUGGAUCGCACCGCACACACAGUCAUUGCGGCUCAGCUCUGGGCCGCUUGUGACCCGGACGCCUCGGACACGUUCCAGGGCCGCCGACCCGAAGCCCUGGUGGACCUGCCUUACCACUUGGUACAGGGAGGCAACCGUGCCCUCCUUGCCCGGCUCCUCACCAACCUGUACGUCUUGGCGGCGCACGCGGAGCUGGGUCUUCUGCCAGCCCUCGGGGAGGCAUACGCGCUCUAUGAAGGCUCAGAGCCCCCAGAGUCCCCAGAGCCCCCGGAUUCGACGCUGGUGGCUUUCCGCAGCUUUAUGCAGUCCGAGGCGGCGCUUCUGGCCCGGCACCCUGCGCUCCUGGUGCAGCAGACAGCCAACCAGCCCCCAGACUCGCCCCUGUGCCUCCAGGCUUCCGGGCUGGCCUCCUCCCGGGACUCCCGGGAGCCCCGCCCCAGGCCCGGGCGCCAGUUCCGCUGGAUCAACAAACCUCGUAGUCUGAAGGCCCAGAGGAGCUCACCCCUGACGCUGGCGCUGCCCUCCCCUGCCACAGCCCUGGGCAUCUCCCCCAACGGGCGCUGCGCGGCUGUGGGGACUGCUGACGGAGUCCUUCGUCUGCUGGACCUGCGCUCCUGGCAGGAAGAACAGUCAUUGGUCAGCGGCUGUGAUGGCAUCUCCGCCUGCAUCUUCCUCUCAGAUUCCACCAUUUACAUUGCUGCCUUCGAUGGCGUCUUGGAGCUGUGGGACCUGCAGGGCAGCGGCUGCCGGAUCCAGAGGACCCAAGCCCACCAGCUGCACAUCACCGGCUGUGGCCUGAGCCUUGACCGCAAACUGCUGGCCACUGUGUCCCUGGAUGGAGCCCUGAAGCUAUGGGACACCACAGGCGGGCGCCCGGGCCUCCAGCACACUGCCCCCGGACCCCUCAGCUGUGUGACUUUUCACUCCAAAGAGCAGCUGGUGGCCACAGGAGGCUGGGAUGGGAGCACCAGUGUUCUUCGGCUGGAUGACCUGACCGUUUACUCGGUGCUGGGUGCCCCUGGUCCAUCGGUCCAGGCUGUGACCUUUGCCCCUUCUGGACUGGGGCUGGUGGUCGGCCGUCUGGAUGGAGCCGUGGAGCUGUGGGCCUGGAGGGAGGGGGUUCAGCUGGCCACCUUCUCUGCCCACUGUGGUGGCAUAACAGCUGCCCUCUUUCUGCAUGCUGGACGCUGCCUGCUGACCACCGGAGAGGAUGGCAAGGUUCAGGUGUGGUCAGGAUCCCUGGGCAAACCCCGGGGGUCCCUGGGGUCCACCCACCUGUCACCUGCCCUCGCUGUGGCGCUCAGUCCGGAUGGAGCACAUGUGGCUGUGGGACACCAGGCUGAUGGGAUCAGAGUCUACACUGUCUCAGGCACGGAGGUGGUGCGAUGUGCGGUGUCGGAUGUGUCCUUGGAAGCUCUGGGCUGGCUGAGCCCCUCCGUGCUGGUCGCUGGGGGGUCGGACGGAGCCCUGCGUGGCUGGAGUCUUGGUGGUGGGAAGCUCCAGGCCCUCUGGCUGCUGCAUGGACAUCAGGGGCCAGUUCUGGGCCUGGCCACUUCCUCCCAGCUCCUCGCCUCAGCCUCAGGCGACUUCACGGUUCGCCUGUGGCCAGUGGGCGGGCUGCUGGAGGCCCAGGGGGCUGCAGAGCUCCCCACCGGCUUGGUACUCCGCUGCCACACGGGCCCGGUCACCUGCUGCAGCUUCAGUCCCGACGGGCAGUACCUGGCCAGUGGAAGCCGUGAUUGGAGCCUCCUUUGCUGGAAAGUGGACAGUACCGGAACCGCCAGCCUGACCCACUCCUUCCCUGCCUGCCACCGCGAUUGGAUCACCGGCUGUGCCUGGACCCCUGAUUACCUGCUGCUCUCCUGCUCCAAUGAUGGCUUGGUCCAGCUGUGGUCACCCACAUCUGGUCAGCGGCUCGGCCAGUUCCAGGGGCAUCAGGGUGCCGUGAGCGCCGUGCUAUCUGUGGAGGACCAUGUGGUUUCUGUGGACCGGGAUGGAAUCUUGAAGGUGUGGAACAGGAUGGGGGUGGAGCUGACCAGCAUCCCUGCCCACCCCGGGCCCAUCAGCCAGUGUGUAGCGGCCCUGAAGUCCCACUCGGCAGAUGGUCAGACUGGGUCGGAGCUGCUGGUAGUGACUGCUGGGUUGGAUGGAACUGCCCGACUCUGGUGUCCACUGCUGGUGUCCCAGACCCAGACCCUGCUGGGCCACAGUGGCUCAGUUGUCGCUGCAGCUGUGUCCGAGGCUUCGGGCAGCCUGCUGACCACCUCGCGGGAUGGGUCCGUGCGCCUCUGGACGGUGCCAGAGGAGACAGAGCAACCGAGUGAAGCCAGGCAGCCCCCACGGCCAAUCACGGCUGUGUCCUGGGCCCCCGAUGGGGCCCUGGCUGUAUCCGGCAACGAGGCUGGGGAGCUGAUCCUGUGGCGGGAAGCAAGCCCUGUGGCCUCAGCCCAAGCCCCUGGCCGUGUCUGCUCGCUGAGCUGGGUCUCCAGGCGAAGCUUCGUGCUGCUGAGCGAUGACCAUGAUGUCAGCGAGUGGGAGGUGGCGGAGGAGGCUGCUGCUGAAGGGAGUCUCAGCCUACAGCUCUGCCACAGCCGACAGCGCCCAGCUCCCUUCAUCUCCGGACUGGAGCUGACCCCCGAUGGCCGGACCCUGCUCUUGGGGAAACCUCCUGAUCAGCUGCUGCUGCUGGAGCCGGGGACCACCUCCAGCAAGACGUUCCAGCUCCCAUGCCAGCACAACGGGCUCAGUGGCUUUUCCACACACAAGGAACACGGUGUCUUUCUUCUGAAGUCCCUGUCCCCCUGCCUUCUAUCGGUCCUGAAGCAGAGUGAGUCCGGGGAGAUGGAUUCAGGCCUGGAGUUUGAGCUGGAGUUGGAGCGGCCCCAGCCGCCGGUGCUGUGGGUGACCCAGGCGGUGCCCGAGUCUGGCUGCUCCUUCCUGUGUGCCAGCUCCGAGGGUCUGCUGUGGCGCUUGGGGGAGCGAGACCCUGAUGGGGAAUGGGCUGAAGGUGACAUCUGGCAGCAGCGGCAGGACUGUGGCAAGAGGAAACUGGAGCCGUGUCUGCGCAGGAAGAUUCACGCAGGAGCAGUCACAGCCCUCCACGUGCUGCCUGGCCUCCUGCUGACUGCUGCAAAGGAUCGCGAUGUGAAGCUGUGGGAGCGGCCCAGCCUGAGGCUGCGGGGCCUGUUCCGCUGCGAGGGGGCUGUCAGCUGCCUGGCACCCCGUCCUGGCCCUGCGCACGGGCUACAGCUGGCCGUGGGGGACGCGAUGGGCAACAUCUACUUCCUGGCCUGGGAGUGAGGAGCAGAGCGUCCAGCUGUGGGGCCCGGGUGCCGGGAACAGAGGUGUGGGGCAGGGGGGUGUUUACUACAUUAAAACUUAG
Tachyglossus aculeatus (Australian echidna) is the source of this 7774-nucleotide messenger RNA. RefSeq names its product telomerase associated protein 1 (gene TEP1). The record is from RefSeq and is a predicted model, not a curated record. Gene Ontology annotation, biological process: telomere maintenance via recombination. Gene Ontology annotation, cellular component: telomerase holoenzyme complex. The coding region runs from base 109 to 7692 and encodes 2527 amino acids. NCBI's taxonomy places the organism in Eukaryota, Metazoa, Chordata, Mammalia, Monotremata, Tachyglossidae. The transcript has 55 exons. Gene Ontology annotation, molecular function: telomerase RNA binding; protein binding; telomerase activity.